AACAAUGAAGCUUCAGUUGGUCAUCAUUUUGUGUGAAUGUAGUGUCAAAAUCCCUCAUGGUAAACAGAAGCUCCAACAAUGAUCCAACAUGGAGACACAUGACUACAGUAUUCCCAAUCAGUCUCUCGCUCUCUUUCCCACAAUCGCACACAUAUUCGUUGUCGACAGACAUACACGCCGUCUCGCCACGCAUGCGCACCGGGGUCCCCAGUAGGAGCCAGCGGGCGCAGGCACGCACGUGCAUGCGCGUGCAGCAACACCGCCUGAUUAGCUUGCGCGAGCCGUCUACGGCAUCCUGGGGAAAAAGAGGCGCGAGAGGCGACAGUGUCGGAAGAGGAGGAGGAGCGCCUUCCUAAGACAGUGGGGAUCGCUCUCCGGCAUCCGCUGGACUCGGAGUGACACGGAGAGGGACGCCGGGCUUGAACGGGGACAGAUCCGCCACUACCAGGACUGGGCUGGCCCUCUCGGAUCCGUACCGUGGGGGAGGGGCAGUCGACGCAGGAAGAAGGAGCCUGUUUUUCCAGACCACAGCUACAAGGAACUGUCCCAGAUUUCCUUUCCCUGUCCCUGUUUGUUCUCUCGUCUGAGUCCCUUCCCGCUUUCCUCCCGAUGUUUUCGCUGUUCCCUCUGCCUCUAUUUCUCGAUACCCAGGUCAUCCUCCGGCGCAUCUGUCACAAUCUCCCCAUCUCGUCCACUUCCGUCAUCUAACUGUCCUAUUUUUCGGGAGUGUUGUCAAGCAUCCCUCGUCCUUUCACGUUGGCCUCAUCUCGCUCUCCUGGCUAGUCUCUGUGCCCUUCAGACGGUCCUUGUCUGUUUACCUCCAUCUUCCCUCUCCUCGCUACGUCUGCCUCAGCCCUGUGGCGGCUCUACAUUUGGGUCAGCUCGUUCACCAAAUGGGAUGAGAUGUAGUCGCCACAGUCUCCAGAUCCAGGGGGGCUCCUGGGCCCCGCGUAUUCUAGCUCGUAAGUGAGGCUGGACCGGAGCUGUCUCUGGACCGACCAGGUGGGCCGCUUUGAGGUGCUGCAUGUAGGCCAGGCUAGUCUGCACUCUUCCUCGCCCUCCCCCGCCCCCGUUCCUUGACCCCGUCGGGGCAGCCUUCACUCUGGAGUGCCCUGGACUCUCCCCACGCACCCUGACGACGCCCUCAUGCCAAUGGGGCACCUGCAGUGCUCCCACUCCGUUCCACUACCGCACCUCCUGCCUGUGCCAUCGGCCCAAGCCCCCCGUCACCCUCAGCAUGGGUGUGGUGGAGGCCAUUGACCCCACGCCGUCCCCCUGUCCCUCGCCUGUACCGGGAGGCUACCGGCUGCCCCGCUCCUCCAGCUACAGUCCCCUGCAGGGGAGGGCAGGGGCAGAGCUGGACCUCGGUGAGGCGGCCGGAGGGGUCCUGGAGGGGGGUGGGACGACGGCACAGCGCAGGACCCCCUUGGUGGACCUGUUCUGCGAGACCUGCUCCAGGCCCUGGCUCAUCGGCUGGUGGGACCAGUUCAAGAGGAUGUUGAACAGGGAGUUGUCCCAUUUGUCAGAGAUGAGUCGCUCAGGGAACCAGGUGUCCGAAUACAUCUCCACUACCUUUCUAGAUAAGCAGAACGAGGUGGAGAUCCCUUCCCCGACCUUAAGGGAGCGGGACAAGCCAAUGUGUCACAUCAGCGGCGUGAAGAAGCUCACACACAGUUCCAGCCUUUCAAACUCCACAUUGCCUCGCUUCGGCGUCAAGACUGAACACGAGGAUGCGUUAGCCCGAGAGCUGAAUGACUUGAACAAGUGGGGCCUUAAUAUCUUUCACGUGGCAGAGUUUUCUAACAACAGACCCCUGAGCUGCAUUAUGUUUGCCAUCUUCCAGGAGCGAGAUUUACUGAAGACCUUUCGGAUCCCAGUGGAUACGUUUGUCACCUACGUGAUGACGCUGGAGGACCAUUACCAUGCCAAUGUGGCCUACCACAACAGCCUCCACGCCGCAGAUGUCACUCAGUCCACGCAUGUACUGCUGUCUACGCCAGCUCUAGAUGCCGUGUUCACUGAUUUAGAGAUUUUAGCUGCUUUAUUUGCUGCCGCCAUCCAUGAUGUGGACCAUCCAGGAGUGUCAAACCAGUUCCUAAUAAAUACCAAUUCCGAACUUGCUCUGAUGUACAACGACGAGUCAGUUUUGGAAAACCAUCACCUGGCAGUGGGCUUUAAGCUACUCCAUGAGGACAACUGUGACAUUUUCCAGAACCUCAGCAAGCGGCAGAGACAGAGCCUGAGAAAACUCGUUAUUGACAUGGUCUUGGCCACAGAUAUGUCCAAACACAUGAGCUUGCUAGCAGACCUCAAGACGAUGGUGGAAACCAAGAAAGUGACAAGCUCGGGGGUUCUGCUGCUGGACCACUACACUGAUCGAAUACAGGUCUUGCGGAACAUGGUGCACUGUGCCGACCUGAGCAAUCCCACCAAGCCCCUGGACGUGUACAGACAGUGGACGGAGAGAAUCAUGGAGGAGUUCUUCAGGCAAGGCGACAAGGAGAGGGAACGAGGGAUGGAGAUCAGCCCCAUGUGCGACAAGCACACCGCCUCUGUGGAAAAGAGUCAGGUGGGCUUCAUCGACUACAUCGUCCAUCCUCUGUGGGAGACCUGGGGCGAUCUGGUGCACCCUGACGCCCAGGACAUCCUAGAUACUCUGGAAGACAAUAGGGAUUGGUACCAGAGUACGAUCCCGCAGAGCCCAUCGCCUCCCCCCGUGUGCCAGGACAAGGAGCUCAACUCCUGUGUGGACAAGUUCCAGUUCGAGCUCACCCUCGACGACGGCUCUCAGGCCAAGGGCGACGUGGCAGCGUGCCCCAACUACGUGGAGCAGGACGGCGACCAAAGCGCCAAGGAGGAAGAGGAAGAAGACGUGCUGGCUGAAGAGGAGGAAAACGAGGACAUCAUCGAGGAGGAGGAGGAUGACGAGGAAGUGGCGAUGGAGGAAGAGGAGCAGGGCGAGGAGCGGAAAAGCGAACUGGAGGCCGAGUCGAAGAGGGAGAGACUUUCUGACACGAGUCCUGUAGAGGAAGAAGAGGAUUCCUCUUCACAAGCUGAUGAUACAUGAGUGUUGCUCUCGUAUCGCCAAGCCCUCCUCACUUGCACAUCUUUUUUCAUCCUUUCACAAGGCCAAACUAAGAACAAGAACAUGAAUAAUAAGACUGCAGUGACAAUACAGACCUUUAAAUCUAUUUUUCAAAAAGGGAAUCAAGAGAAGUUGAUCACACAGCAACUGUAGAUGCGACGUAGUGAGCGUUGGACAAGCCGGUGUAGCACUCUGGGACUGCAAUGCACACAAAUAAACACACACUGUCAUUUUUCAAUGCAAUGUGUGCGCCCGCGUGCAUAUAUGCAGAAUAACUGAGCAUUUGAGCACCCCCUCCUCUACCACCUGGGCUGCUGUUUGCCUGCAAACAACAACUUGACUGUAUGUUUGUAUGUGUGCAUUUACACAAGGGAUCGCUAACUGAUUCUUUUUUUUAAUUUUGUUUUGGAAAAAGCCAUCUUUUAAUGAAGUGUUUAGUCCGUAUUAGCAAUUCAUGUUCAAGUAGAAUCCCAACAGGAACCGUUCUCCUCAGCAAAGCGAGCAACUUUAUUUUUUUUUUUCCAUUUCUGUCGGAAAAGAAAAAUAGGGAAGUUGGAAGCCGGUGGGGGAAUAUGGACGCAGGGGGCCAAUCUGGGUCCCGUACCCCUUUACGAGGAGAGCGCUUAGCUAGAAGAUGGCUCUGUGCCUUUCUGACUCACCAGCCUCCCAGAACGGAGCGCUGCGGUGAAGCAAUGCAUUGUGGGACAGGAAUUAGGUGCGCGCGUGCGUAUGCUUUUUGUUCUCACUUUUGAUUGUCUCUUGUGGAAGCUUCUGUCCAUGCUACUGUGGUCUGUGUGUGGUGACAUGUUUUAAGCUGUCAAGUCUUCCUUUGUCGCUCUUCUGCUGGUAUAACAGAGCAAUCACCACCACCGCCACAAACGCUGACCGACUCAUUUAUUUCCUACAAUAAGCCAUGCGAUGCUUCGGCGCAUAUGUUUUGCCUUUAUUUUCUAUUACGGUGAAAGGUAGGGGUGGGCGGGAUUUUUAUGCCAUCAGCAGAUCAAUUUCGCGCCACGCCCGCUCGCACUGUGUGUUAACUCAUUGGCUGUGCCUUUGACGUCUAGUACUGACAAACUAAUUUCAAUUGACAGCAGAAGGCAGAAAGGAACCACGUGACUGGAAGUCUAUCAACGUCAAUGAGAGGCAAUGAGUUAAUAUCUUCAUAAAAUGAUCACCAAAGUAAAUGAAUACAGAUGAUGGGAAAAGGAAAUCAGGAAUGUUGGUCUGGAAAUCCCUAAUAGAUCUUUUUUUAUUUUUAUUUCUUAAUGUCAGACCACUUCCGCUCUGCCGCUUUACUUCCAUACAUAAUAAAACACAAUUAAUCCCACUUUACCAUAUUCAUUAGGGAGUGAAGAUCGUUUUGGGCGGAAGUGGUCACUGUGAAAAAGAUCUAUUGUCUUUAUUAUGGUUUUUGCCUUAAUGUCAGAGGCAGUGUUCAUACCUGCCUCUUUGUAGAGGAAUAUAGCAGAUAUCCUUCUAUAUUUAUAUUAUGUCUGUAUGCGUGUUUCAUGGCAUUGGUCAAUUAUUUACAGUAUGUGGUGGCUGUGUUUUUACUAACAUAAAGAAUGUUUCUGUUGUUAAACUUAUUACAUUGCAGGUACAACGCAGAUGCAUUUCAAUGUUGAAUUUAACUAGCAUUUAAGCAGGGUACACACAUACCGAUAGUUAAAGGCCAGAUUGUUGGGUUGUACGAAAAGAUGAUCAUGAAUGCUUUGGUGGGGACUGUUUUAAAAGUGGAAUUCUGUGAAACUUAAUCUGGCAGUAAAUGGCAAUAAUAGUAUGGGGCACCGUUUGUAAAGCUGCACAUGCUGGAAAUGUCGACAUUUUCUCACAUUUAACGCAGCACAGUGUUUAAAAUGUGGUGUGACAAUUUUAGUCUUUUUUUUUGUGCACAUUUACAUUAUUUAGCAAAUUAGAUAUUUAUUUUCAAAAAGUACUAGUCUUGAGUGUUUCAAUCCAGAGUAUUUAAUUUAUAUCUUAAAUCUAAAUCUAAAUCUUACAUAUACUACAUCUUAAAUAUAUAUCUUAAAUGUAAAUGUUAAAUCUAAAUCCUCAAUGUAAAUAUAUAUAAUAUAUUUAAUAUAUAUAUAAUAUAUAUUUAUAUAAUUAUAUAUAUAUUAAAUAUAUAUACAGUAUGUAUGAAAUAUGAAUCUUAAAACAUUAAAUGUAAACCUUACAUUUAAAUCCCAGAUAUAAAUCUUACAUUUAAAUCUUAUUCAAUCUAAAUCUUAAAUAUAUAUCUUAAAUGUAAAUCUGAAAUCCAAAUCCUAAAUCUUGAAACGAGUGAAACUAAAUAUUUAGCUAAUAUACAACAUUUAACAUUAUAUAUAACAUAUAACAUUUACAUUAACGAUUUAGAUUUGAGAUUUAUAUUUAAAAUUUACAUUGAGGAUAUAUAGUUAAGAUUUACAUUUGAGAUAUAUAAAGAUCUAGAUUUAAGAUUUAGAUUCAAGAUUUAAAGAUUUAGAUUUAAAUUUACAUUUAAGAUUUAUAUCUAGGAUUUACAAUAGAUUUAAUAUUUAGAUUAAAUUUUAUAUUUAGCAUUUAGAUUUAAGAUAUAUAUAAUAUGUGUGUGUAAGAUUUAGUCUUACAGUAAAGAUUUAGAUUAAAGAUUUAAAUUAAAUAUUUAGUUCUGGAUUUAAACAUUUAAGUCUAAUACUUAUUAUUUAAAAAUAAAUAUUUAAAUAGCUGAAUAAUGUUGUACAUGUGUGUAAAAAAAAAAAAGUGACUAAAAUUUUCACAUCACAUUUUAAACACUGAUGUGGCGCUAAAUGUGAGGAAAUAUUGUCGUAGUUUUCAGCAUGUGCUGCAUUACAAACGGCGCCCCAUAUAAUAGUUCGCCCUUGAUCAUUUCUUAAUGCGACGUAUUUACCAGUUGGCCUGGUUCUUCUCGGACUUUUUGUUUUCUGUCUAUCUGGAUUCCCAGUGGUCAGUCUCGGUACUACAACCAGUAUGUCAAAAAUCGACACGUGUGUACCCUGCUUUUUCAUGACAUCGUAAUCGACAAAAGAUUUGAGAGGACAAGACCUCAAAUAUUCGAUGUAUCAUUGUCCACCUUAUAUUUUCUUUCAAACCAGCAUUGUUUUUACAGGGUAAAAAGCAAAAGAGUGAAGGUGAACAGUAGUGAAAGAGCCAGGUUCUGCAGGUCAGCAACCAAGCUUUUCAGUGUGGGUGUGUAACCUUGGGAAUUCUGAAUGAAAAGCAUCAACACAACAUUCCCUUAUGCACUGGCCGGUUCACAAAAGCUAUAUUCUUUUUUGUGGCUUCUUCUUGUGAUGUCAUAAAAGCUAUGAAAAAAGUCACUAUUUAAUUGCCAUACAAACACAAUACUGUAGCAAAUUGUUUCUUAUUAAUACGAAGAUUAUUCAGUGGAUUGAUUGCUGCCAUUCUUUUUAAAAAUGAUAAAAAAGAAAACCACGGGAAGUGUGUUUUCUUUGAACAGUUUGUGUACAGUUUAUUUUUAUAACAUUUCGGUGGCUAAUGGGUGAAAAAAAAAAGAAAUGUGGAUAUAGCUGUAAGCAUAAUCCCUCUUGUAUAUAGUGUAAUGUAAUAUUGCAUUGUAAAUGAUCGAUUGAACAGUGCAAACACACUGCAGGCCACAACCUUCACCUCUUCAGUAUGUUGUAGUUUCCCUGUACUGUCACCUCUUUGUUGUUCAAAUAUACGUGUACCAGCACUUUAUUUCACUAGACUCUGAAGCAGACUUACGUGUGUGUCGUGUGGGGGUCUGUACUGGGGGUUAGAGGGGUUGCCGUUGAUGAGGAUAUUGCUGUUUCACUGGGCCGAAUCACAAACCCUAAUUGUACCAUGUCAAAACGAGCCAUUUGCUAAUCAAGCGUCCACUUGAGAUUGAAUAUGACUUGUGAAGUCAAAACGUCAGCAGCUAUAUAGUAGUCAUGCAGGAUGUGACAUGUUCAAAGAUAAUAAAUGUGUCCUUAUCUAUCUUGACCAUUUCUAACACUAUCACCUCCUCUUGUUUCUUAGUAACUACAACCAAUAGCCUGCCUGCCUGACAGGUUGAAGCGAUGCAGACUGACUCCCUCCAAGAGUGUUUUGUUAGCUUUAAUUCCCGUGUGUGUGUGUGUGUGUGUGUGUGUGUGUGUGUGUGUGUUUCACAAAAAUGGGAGAAAUUAUUCAAAGGGGUAAAACAACAUGAAAUGAUUGUAAUAUUUGUAAAUGACCUCACUGUAAUGUGUAAAAUGUGUCAGUUAUUUUUUAUUAUAUUAUUUUUUAUGAAAGUUUUUUUCCUCUUAAAAGAGCCGAGGUGUCAUUUUGUGAAUAAAUGCAUUUAAUAAGCAAAAUACCUAUAUAUAAAAAUAUGAUAGUAUAACAGUAUAUUUUUUUUGAGUUUCACUUGUUCGGUACUGUAAAGUGUGUUAGAAAUACAAUAAAGGUCGAUUUUUAUAUUAC
This is a messenger RNA of Corythoichthys intestinalis (scribbled pipefish), 7495 nucleotides long. RefSeq names its product phosphodiesterase 4A, cAMP-specific (gene pde4a). NCBI's taxonomy places the organism in Eukaryota, Metazoa, Chordata, Actinopteri, Syngnathiformes, Syngnathidae. Gene Ontology annotation, molecular function: 3',5'-cyclic-AMP phosphodiesterase activity. Gene Ontology annotation, biological process: signal transduction. Bases 1238 to 3067 code for a protein of 609 amino acids. The transcript is spliced from 10 exons. Gene Ontology annotation, cellular component: nucleus; perinuclear region of cytoplasm; cytosol. The record is from RefSeq and is a predicted model, not a curated record.